Messenger RNA from Nerophis ophidion (straightnose pipefish), 6707 nucleotides. RefSeq names its product von Willebrand factor A domain containing 8 (gene vwa8). The transcript has 46 exons. Bases 168 to 5885 code for a protein of 1905 amino acids. Gene Ontology annotation, cellular component: cytoplasm. The record is from RefSeq and is a predicted model, not a curated record. Lineage: Eukaryota; Metazoa; Chordata; Actinopteri; Syngnathiformes; Syngnathidae. Gene Ontology annotation, molecular function: ATP hydrolysis activity; ATP binding.
UGUUCCUACCCGGAACUUUUAACUUGCUGUACAACUUGUCCCCUUUCGAAAACAAUCCGGCCAGUAAAAAAAAAUGAGGUGACAUAUGUAACAAGCCGGUGUAGGACAAACCUGGAUGUCUUCCGUUUAAAUAUUUGCAAAUGUGGACGUAAGGAAUUCCGUUAGAUAUGCAUCCACAGAUCCUGUGCAGCGGCACGGCUGCGGCUGUCGCUGCCAGGAGAAUGAGGACUAUCCUGGGCGCCGUCCUGGGGAAAGACGGCUGGAUGUGGAGAAGCCAUGAGGUCAAACUUCUCAACACCUCCGCUGGCGACACAGUGAUGAUUGGAGACAUUUCUUACAAACUCAAAACCCCACACAACCCGGAGUUGGUUCCUGUCAAACACAUAGUUUCAGACUCCUUGCCUCAGGCGGUGGCCCAGCACCUGAGAUGGAUUAUGCAGAAAGACCUCCUAGGCCAGGAUGUCUUUCUGAUCGGUCCCCCUGGACCUUUGAGACGCUCCAUUGCCAUGCAAUACCUUGAGUUGACCAAAAGGGAAGUGGAGUAUGUGGCUCUGUCCAGGGACACCACAGAGACGGACCUGAAACAGAGGAGAGAGAUCCGGGCUGGGACUGCCUUUUACGUUGACCAGUGUGCAGUUCGGGCAGCCAUUCAAGGCCGAGUUCUGGUUCUGGAGGGGCUGGAGAAGGCUGAGAGAAACGUUCUGCCUGUCCUCAACAACCUGCUGGAGAACAGAGAGAUGCAGCUGGAGGACGGACGCUUCCUGAUGGCGGCCGAACGCUACGACAAGCUGCUUCAGGAACACACCAAAGAGGAGCUGGACAGCUGGAAGAUUGUCCGCGUAAGCGAGGAUUUCCGGGUCAUCGCUCUCGGUCUGCCCGUCCCCAAGUACAAAGGCAACCCUCUAGAUCCUCCUCUCCGCUCUCGCUUUCAGGCUAGAGACAUCUAUUAUCUUCCAUUUAAGGACCAGUUGGAGUUGUUAUACACAGCAGGACCGAAUAUAGCUGCAGAAAGGGUAUCCCAGCUGCUGUCUCUCGCCACCACGCUAUGCUCCCAGGAAUCAUCAAACCUGGGCCUUCCUGACUUCCCUGUGGACAACCUCUUCCAUGGCCUUAAUGUCCUGAAUGUGUUCCCCGCAAUGUCCUCGCAGCACCUGGUCCAGAGACUUUACCCCUACCACAGUAUGCUGGGCAAGGACGGGCGCAGCGCUGUGGAGAGUGUCCUCAGUAGGUUUGAGCUCAUGGAUGGCCGUCGCAAGUCUCCGGGGAGCACCGUCACCAGUGUGUCAAAGACGACGGGCGUCGACGGAUACGCAGACGUCACCUUGCGUGUUGCAGAUAAAGACGUCAGCUUCCAGGUCCCCGCUGGCACCAAGAAACCCCGCCCACCCAACAGUAACCCCGCCUUCAUCGGCACUCCCAGCCACACUCAGCUGAUUGCUAACAUGAUGCAGUCACACAUGGUGAAAGACAUGUGUCUGAUAGGAGCCAAGGGUUGUGGCAAGUCUGUGAUUGCCAAAGAGUUUGCGGAGAUGCUGGGCUAUAGCAUAGAGCCGGUCAUGCUCUACCAGGACAUGACAGCCAGGGACCUUCUCCAGCAGAGGUUCACGCUCCCCAACGGCGACACGGCAUGGCGUCCGUCUCCAUUGGUCACGGCCGCCAUAGAGGGCAAGCUGCUUCUGCUGGAUGGAAUACACCGGGUCAACCUGGGAACACUGGCCGUCCUUUCAAGGUUGCUUCAUGACCGGGAGUUGGAUCUGUACGAUGGCACCAGGCUGCUGAGGCGGGACAGGUACCAGGCACUGAAGGAGGAACUGCAAUUUACUGACGAGCAGCUUCAAGAGAGGUCAAUCUUCGCCAUCCACCCAUCAUUCAGGGUGCUUGCCCUCGCCGAGCCUCCAGUAGUGGGCGCCGGCGCAAGUGCCAGUAGCAACAGCACAGGUCAGCAGCAGUGGCUGGGCCCCGAGUUGCUAACCAUGUUCCUGUAUCACACCGUCAGCCCGCUGGCCCGAGCAGAGGAGAUUGCCCUCCUACAAGGACUGUCUCCUAAUGUCCCGAAGGAAGCCGCCGAGCAACUCCUAGACCUGACACACACUCUGCGUCAGACAAAUGACACCACGGCACAGUCGCUGGCCUCUUCCCUGUCCACCAGACAACUGUUGAGGAUCUGUCGCCGGCUCUCUCGCUAUCCUGAGGAGAACAUCGCCCACGCUGUCAAUAAGGCUUGCCUGUCCAGGUUCCUUCCCAGUCUGGCCCGUGCCUCUUUGCAGAAAAGCCUCUCCAACUGCUCCAUACAAGAGACUCUGGAUGCUGAACACGCACGUGACUUCACAUGUGUGGUCAAGGAUGGAAUGCUCACAAUCGGUAAAGUGUCCGCUCCCGUCUAUAAGCCUGAUGAGAAAAUGAAGGUUCCCGAUGUGCUGUUCUACGAUAAUCCCCAGCACAUGAUGGUGAUGGAGGACAUGUUGAAGGACUUUCUACUUGGAGAGCACCUUCUCCUGGUGGGAAACCAGGGCGUAGGUAAGAAUAAAAUAGUGGACCGAUUCCUGCACCUUCUGAACCGACCCAGGGAGUACCUACAAUUGCACAGAGAUACGACCGUGCAGUCGCUGACCUUGCAACCUUCAGUCAGAGACGGCAUCAUCACAUAUGAGGACUCGCCACUGGUAAAAGCAGUGAGGAAGGGACACAUACUGGUGAUUGACGAGGCCGACAAAGCUCCCACCAACGUCACCUGCAUCCUCAAAACUCUGGUGGAGAGCGGAGAGAUGAUCCUGGCAGACGGACGCAGAAUUCUCUCUGAUCCACUGGAAGCCAAGGGGAGGCCCAACACUAUCGUCAUGCACCCUGACUUCAGAAUGUUGGUGCUGGCUAACAGACCAGGCUUCCCCUUCCUGGGCAACGACUUCUUCGGCGCACUAGGUGAUAUCUUCAGCUGCCACGCCGUGGAUAACCCGAAGCCUCGGGCCGAGCUGGCCAUGCUGAGGCGGUACGGCCCCAACGUUCCCGACGCCACCCUGGAGAAGCUGGUGGCCGCCUUCGGAGAGCUCCGGUCCAUGGCUGACCAGGGCACCAUCACUUACCCCUACUCCACCCGAGAGGUGGUCAACAUUGUCAAGCACCUCCAGGAAUUCCCCAACGAGGGCCUGGCCAACGUGGUGCGGAACGUCUUCGACUUUGACUCGUACAACAAGGACACUCGCGACGUCCUGAUCGAAGCGCUGCACAAGCACGGCAUCCCCAUCGGAGCCAAGCCCAGCUCCGUCCACCUGGCCAAUGAGUUGCCUCUACCGGAGCCCACGAUGACAUCAUACUGGACCAUCAGUCAAGGUGUCAACGCCCGGCGCAAAAUGCUGUGUCCGUCCGAGACGCAUCGCAUCGAUGUCAAGGGCCCCGUCUACCUGCGUGUUCAGGCCUAUCCUUGCCACAGGCAGGAGAGCCGGGCAUUGAGUUUCAGCGAGGAAAAAUCUCACUGGCAGAUUCCCAUGAACGAAGUCAACAUCAUCUGUGACGUCGCCACCACAGAUGACGUGCUGUACGUGGCCACGUGCAACCCCGUGACCCUAUACUCAAUGAAGGAGCGAGGGGAGACCAUCCAGUGUGUGGAACUUUACGACAUCUUCCCCAGGACCGUCAGCGGUGUGUGGCAGCCCUUUGUGACAGUCGCCCCGCUGGGGAGUCCUUUGGAGGGCCAGCUGGUGCUGCACGAGGAACAGAGUCAGACAGUGCUCCAUGUGGACAUGGCGACGGGCGCCGUGCGGAGGCUCAUGUUGUCUCCUGACAGCGAGCAGCCACCCAGCAAAGCCUCCAAAUGGUGGAGCAGCAAAGAACCACAGGCUCAGUACAAGAUGUGCUGUGACUUGGCCCAUAAGAACUGGCUGCUCUUCUACAAGGAAGACGGCAACCAGCUGGAGGUUCUGGAUGUGCUGGAGGGCCAGGUCCACGCUAUCUCCCUGCCCAUCAACCUCAAGUCCGUCUUCUUGGUGGCGGAAGAUCGCUGGCUGCUGCUGGAGAGCAACACUGACAAGAAGUACCUGCUGACCAAGCCCAUGCACAUGGCUUCCGAGGACUCUGGAGUGUGUCAGCUGCACAGCAUCAGCGAGGACGCCGUCAGCUCAGGGCACGGGGCCAGCUCAGAUGCCGUGUGCGUUCCCCAGAUGUUGUCAUGUGACCAACUUCCCAACGAAAACCUAAGUGCUGCCCUCGGCCAAAAGAUCGUCUCCCCGAACCGUGUCAUGGCCGACACCGGCUCCUUCGCCCGAGUCAUCGUGGGCUUCCCAGACCUCAUGUCCCCUAAUGAGGUGUACAGCUUCAAGAGGACAGUCGACCUGUCCGAGAUGAAGAGCAGCGACGGCAGCGCCCACAACUUCCUCCGGGGCGGCCCGCGAACCACGGCCGCCAAGCGAAGCAAUUGCGUGAGUCUGCUCUCAGCCAAUCAGGUGGUCCGGGCCCUUCCACCGAGCAAAGUGCCCCUGAAGGAGGUCUACCCCAAAGAUGUCACCCCUCCCAUGACUGCAGGCUACCUGGAGGUGACGGAUCUGAACUCAAAAAAAGUCAAAUAUAUUCCCGUUCCCAGGUCCAUGUCCGUGUCGCCUUACACCAGCUGGGUGUCAAAAGUGUCGGAAACCGACUUGCUGUUGGCGCCCCUCAGCUCGGGCGGCGUGGUCACCGUGGACAUGGGCGGCUACGUCCGUCUGUGGGAGACCGGCCUGGACACGCUACAGCGAUCGCUGAUGGAGUGGAGGAAUAUGAUUGGCUCUGAGGAUGGCAGGCCUGUACAGAUAACCAUCCAGAGGGACAGCGGUUUGGACGUCAGCGCCCCAAAACACGGCAAGAUGGACCCCAACAACGCUCCUCACGUGGGCGGCAACCAAUGGGCAGGUGGCACAGGUGGCCGAGACACGGCCGGCCUGGGCGGCAAAGGGGGCCCGUACCGCCUGGAUGCAGGACAUAAGGUGCACCAGGUUUCCCAGGCGGAGAAGGACGCCGUCCCCGAGGAGGUCCGCCAGGCCGCGCGGGAAAUGGCGGAGAAAGCCUUCAAAGACAGGCUGAAGGAGAUCAACAUGAGCGAGUACGACGCCGCCACAUACGAGCGAUUCUCCAGCGCCGUCAGGAGACAGGUUCAGUCUCUGCGCAUCAUCCUGGACACGUUGCAGGCUAAAGCUAAGGAGCGCCAGUGGCUGAAGAACCAGGCUCUGGGGGAACUGGACGAUGCCAAAAUCAUCGACGGUCUCACCGGAGAGAAGGCCAUUUAUAAACGGCGAGGAGAGCUGGACCCUGAGCCCGGCACCCCGCAGCAAAAGCCCAAGCGUUUGCGCGUGCUGGCCGACGUCUCGGGGAGCAUGUACCGCUUCAACGGCGUGGACGGCCGGCUGGAGCGCUCCAUGGAGGCUGUGUGCAUGGUCAUGGAGGCCCUGGAAAGCUACGAGCACAAGUUCAAGUACGACAUCGUGGGCCACUCGGGUGACGGCUACGACAUCGAGCUGGUCCAAGUGGGCAAAGUCCCCAAGAACAACAAGCAGAGACUCAAAGUUCUCAAGACCAUGCACGCCCACGCUCAGUUCUGCAUGAGCGGCGACUACACCCUGGAGGGCACGGCGGCCAGCAUCAAGGAGCUGUCGAGGGAGGAGGCCGACGAGCACUUUGUGGUGGUGCUGAGCGACGCCAACCUGGAGCGCUACGGCAUCAGGCCCGAGCGCUUUGCCCAGGUGCUGACCUCCGACCCGCAGGUUAACGCCUUCGCCAUCUUCAUUGGGUCCCUGGGCGAUCAGGCUGAAAGACUCCAAAAGACCCUUCCAGCCGGGAGAUCCUUUGUCGCCAUGGACACCAAACAGAUUCCGCAAAUACUGCAGCAGAUCUUCACGUCCACCAUGCUUUCCAGUGCUUGAUGGACAGACCAGUCCUCGGAAAUGGCGAGCGUCUCGGGAAUGGUUGGAGGGAAUGUCCCACCUUGGCGAGGACGCUCUUUCAAGGCGCCCGCCGUCUCUUCAGCGCCCACCCCCUCCAUGCCCACCUCCCGCUACGUGUCAGUCACUCACGUGGCCUGGCCUUCAAUACGUCCUGCAUGGAAUCUGAGAUCUUAUUUUACAGACAGACCUCCCACUCUGUUCACACAGGAGCAGACAAAGCUGUCACUGUGAGGGGACAAGUCCUAGCAGAGAAAGUGACAUCAUUUCCUUUCACAAAUUCCGAGGCCUUUCUUUCUUUUUAAUUUUUUACAUUUUUAACAUAUCAACAAGCGACUCUGUAUUCAUUAUAAAAGUUUUGCUAGCGAGCAAGAGCUGGACUAAAACGCCCUCAUCACGUUUAGUUGCCAGGCGGAGUUUUUUAAUGGUGGCGAGCCAUGGCAGAAACAGGAACGUUAUUCUAAAAAUAUCAGUCUCGUGAGGCAAAAACAGGAUUUUGCAACAGAAUGACUGCUGUGUCGGCAAUAUAUGAAAAAUAAUCGCCCACUGCACGCACUCAGCUAAUCAGAGUAUGUUGGACUGAGCAGAUCAAUAGAACCGCACCAAUGUUGAUUGAUGAUCGAUGUCCCACUUUAAUGUGACCGCAUUAAACGUCCUUGUCGCCGCUGCUCUUGAUUAAACAAAUUAUGUGCAUCAAUCAUACAGUACACACAUAUCGUAUAUGAAUAUAUAAUUGUACAUAUUAACUUAAGUGAUGGUAAAUAAAUUAAAAUGAUUGAUUUUAAUAAAAGCUAAAUUCUCCAA